UCUUGAAAGCUCAUAUCUUUGGUGCCACGUAUGCUCAACUUCAAUUGACGUCUUUGACCCAAAGAUAACAUCAUAAAUUCAUAAUAGAAAAUUCCUAUAAAAAAACCUGAAAACCCUUCGCAAAAUCCCAAUCACAUAUGCCGAUUCCCCCAACCCUCUCCUAAUACCAUAGUGUGGAGUGUGGACCAUCAUCAACCAAAUCCCUUCUUCCCAUUUCUUAAUGCUUACCUUGCCAAUUGCCAUCGUUCUCAGUGCAUCACUACACGACACUGCUGUACUACCAAAUCAAAUCCUCUCUCUCACUGCAUCAGAUUUCCACUAACUAAACCGAAUCGAAACUUUUUGUGUCCUUUGUUUAAUGCUUUGAUAUGGCGCCAACGACCGCUAUAUUAACAACACCAUCAAAACGGAGCACAGAAUCACCUCCGACUCUUUCCCCAGCCGAUCCUACACCUCCGUCGAUUUUCCCGGCAAAAACUUCCGUCGAUUUCACCAACAAAGUUACAGUUGCCGAUGGAGGAAAGCUUAACGCUUCGACGCCUGAAUUAUCUGCCAAAAGCUCCGUUGAAGGCACCAACAAGGUCAAUGUCGACGGUGAUGAGAAUGCAAUGGUCGGGAGGAGCCGUCCUAGAGGGAUCGAUCUACCACGACACGACCCCCACCAAUAUCAUGAACAGAUUCCGCUCAAUCUCGCGAAAUUGAAGAACGCGGAUAAUAGACACCCAUCUGUCGCAAUGGGGCAUAACAGCGAUGUAGAAUACAUCGGGAUUACCGAAUCCCCAUCUCCUACAAGUCUUCCUACCAACAACAACAGCAAAAGAAUCUCAAUUUUGCCCCUAAUUUUCCUCAUAUUCUACGAGGUUUCCGGCGGACCUUUUGGCGUCGAGGACAGCGUCCGGGCUGCCGGACCUCUUCUAGCCCUGAUAGGGUUCUUGGUGUUCCCAUUCAUAUGGAGUGUCCCGGAAGCUUUAAUAACCGCUGAAAUGGGUACAAUGUUCCCGGAAGACGGUGGCUACGUCGUUUGGGUGUCAUCGGCGUUAGGACCUUAUUGGGGGUUUCAACAAGGCUGGAUGAAAUGGCUUAGCGGCGUUAUAGACAACGCCCUGUACCCAGUUCUGUUUCUUGAUUAUUUAAAAUCCGGCAUCCCAGCUUUAGCCGAUGGCUACCCUCGAGUUUUAGCCGUUUUAGCCUUAACAAUCGCUCUCACAUACAUGAACUUCAGAGGUCUGACAAUCGUAGGGUGGGUCGCUGUUCUUUUAGGUAUAUUCUCCUUAGUUCCUUUCGUAAUUAUGGGUUUCAUUUCAAUUCCCAAAAUAGAACCACAAAGAUGGCUAGUGGUUGACUUACACGUAGUCGAUUGGAAUCUCUACUUAAACACACUCUUCUGGAACCUUAAUUAUUGGGACUCCAUAAGCACCCUCGCCGGAGAAGUUCACAACCCAAAGAAAACCCUCCCAAAAGCCUUGUUCUACGCCUUAAUCCUAGUUGUCUCCGGCUACUUCCUCCCACUCUUAACAAGCACCGGAGCUGUCCCCCUCCACCGCGACCAAUGGACCGACGGAUACUUCUCCGACGUGGCCAUGAUCGUUGGCGGCGUAUGGCUGAGAUGGUGGAUUCAGGCGGGUGCCGCCAUGUCAAACAUGGGAAUGUUCGUCACCGAAAUGAGCUCCGAUUCCUUCCAACUUCUGGGUAUGGCGGAACGCGGGAUGCUUCCGGAAUUUUUCGCGAAAAGAUCCCGAUACGGGACCCCAUCGGUGGGGAUCUUGUUCUCGGCUUCCGGUGUGAUCUUACUUUCAUGGCUGAGCUUUCAAGAAAUUGUGGCGGCUGAAAACUUUUUAUACUGUUUUGGGAUGAUUUUGGAGUUUAUUGCUUUUGUGAGGUUGAGGAUGAAGUAUCCGGCAGCGUCUAGGCCGUAUAAGAUUCCGGUGGGGACAAUUGGGUCGGUGCUUUUGUGUGUUCCACCGACGAUAUUGAUUUGUGUUGUGUUGGCGCUUUCUUCGAUUAAGGUUUUGGUUGUUAGUAUGAUUGCUAUUGUUAUUGGGCUUGGGUUGCAGCCGUUUUUAAAGCAUGUUGAAAAGAAAAGAUGGGUGAAGUUUUCGACAAGUGCUGAUUUACCGGAGCUUUAUAAUGCUCAUGAGAAUAGUGAAUCUUUGGUUUAUUAG
This is a messenger RNA of Lactuca saligna, 2162 nucleotides long. NCBI's taxonomy places the organism in Eukaryota, Viridiplantae, Streptophyta, Magnoliopsida, Asterales, Asteraceae. The record is from the annotation of a GenBank genome assembly.